Molecule: messenger RNA, 1686 nt
Organism: Hippocampus comes (tiger tail seahorse)
Lineage: Eukaryota; Metazoa; Chordata; Actinopteri; Syngnathiformes; Syngnathidae
Gene: macrod1
Product: mono-ADP ribosylhydrolase 1
Exons: 11
Coding region: 396-1439 (347 amino acids)
Biological process (GO): DNA damage response; purine nucleoside metabolic process; peptidyl-glutamate ADP-deribosylation
Cellular component (GO): nucleoplasm
Molecular function (GO): ADP-ribosylglutamate-[protein] hydrolase activity
Source: RefSeq, a predicted model, not a curated record
UAAUUGUUUAUUUUGUUUUUGUGUUGUGUGUUGGCAACUCGCCGGUCGCCAAAUUUCCUACAGUACUUAAAGGGUUCACCCGUUUCUCUCAAUGGGUCGCUUUGAUUCGGAGUUUUAUAAAGCAGGAUUUAGAGUUCAAUUCGUGAGCAAAUAAACACCUUUGACAUUAAACUGAAAAAUAUACUGUAGGUCCCAUUAAUCGAUCAAUUCUGAUCCCUGUCGCGACACCCCCACCCUUAAGUGUAAUGGUACAUUCCACAGAACCAAAACAAAAAAAAUGGCACAUGAGAUGCAGAAGUAGGCUAACGAAGGCGAAACGAGGCGUCUGCAUUUGUAUUUGACACAAACGAAACCUCUGUGGAGCUUGAAUAAAACGUCCCACUACCAAGUGAGACAUGGCGACACACAUACUAAGCCUACUUUCACGAAUAAGAACCCCGCUACUGUUCGUCGAGGGUCCCGUGUCCCGUGUGGCUGCCACCGGUGUCAGGUUCAAACAUAUUAUUUUAACUCCUGGAAGUUUCGAGCUGGGACCCAAGCCAGCGACAAGUCCCGUCCCCGGCUAUAUUAACACUGCGAACUUUACAACCACCACAGCAACCCGCUGGAAGUCCACCCGCGAGAAUUGUUUCUCUUGUCCACCAGGGAAGCGUGUUAGGUUGGCCACUGUCAUUGGCACCGGCGUGCUGACAGCGGCUCUCCAUACUGGGACGAUGGCAGCCGUGAAUUUUGACCUGAACUCCACUGAGGGCGACUGGAAGGAGAUCAAGGAAUUCCUCCUGUCUCAGCCUGUGGAGGUUCGACGCAAAUACUACAAGACUGACUCUGUACGACUGGAUGAUAUCCCAGCUUGGACUCACGCUGGAGAUUGUCCUGAAGUGAGUCACUAUCCCAGGAAUCAAAAGCUUGAUGGGAAAAUCUCGGUCUACAGCGGCAACAUCACAGUACUGGAGGUAGAUGCCCUUGUCAACGCAGCCAACCAGACUCUGCUGGGAGGAGGCGGAGUGGACGGGGCCAUCCACCGAGCUGCAGGGCCCCUCUUAAAGAAAGAGUGCGCGUCGCUCCACGGCUGCCAGACCGGACAAGCCAAGGUCACCUGCGGCUACGGCCUCCCUGCCAAGUAUGUGAUCCACACAGUAGGGCCGAUAGCGCAAGGCGGCGUUGGAGAAGCGGAGAAGAGCGCUCUGAGGUCGUGCUACAUCAACAGCCUGCGGAAGGCGACGGAGAACAACGCACGCUCUGUGGCCUUCCCGUGCAUCUCCACUGGCAUCUACGGGUAUCCACCUGAGCAGGCUGUGCAUGAGGCCUUGACAACCGUCAGGGAGUAUCUGGAAGAACACCACGACAAGCUGGACAGAGUUAUCUUCUGUGUAUUUUUGCCAAAAGACCAGGAGUUGUAUCUGCAGAACCUGCCUCUGUACUUUCCUGUUGCCCGCUGAGUCUUAACGGCAGCUUCGAUUCAGGACCCACAGCGACCCCCUUGAUGAGCAAACUGUGAGAGCGGCUAUUUCAACCUCCAGCUUUCUGCUUUUUCCUCACAUUUGACCUUAAGAAGAGAGAAUUCACCACGGUGGUGUUUGUCACCAUCGGCAUUAGCACGCACUCGUCUUUACUUCAGUAGAUCAAUAGUAGGAUGGCAGUGUGUGUGCGCAAACACACACGCCAGCUUAUUAAAGCUAAUCACAC